Zingiber officinale is the source of this 2964-nucleotide messenger RNA. RefSeq names its product ATP-dependent zinc metalloprotease FTSH 9, chloroplastic/mitochondrial-like. Gene Ontology annotation, cellular component: membrane; chloroplast thylakoid. Bases 59 to 2635 code for a protein of 858 amino acids. The transcript has 17 exons. NCBI's taxonomy places the organism in Eukaryota, Viridiplantae, Streptophyta, Magnoliopsida, Zingiberales, Zingiberaceae. The record is from RefSeq and is a predicted model, not a curated record. Gene Ontology annotation, molecular function: ATP hydrolysis activity; ATP binding; metalloendopeptidase activity. Gene Ontology annotation, biological process: proteolysis.
CGCAUUGGAUCGUGUGGCGAGCAAGACAUGAAUCGAUUCAUUGCUUUGGUUGUGCUCUAUGCUUCCUCCUUUUAACGUGCCCUUCUUGGCGACAAGGUUUCUUUCGCCGCCUCCUCCCUCUUAUCUCCUACUCCCUUCCCUUCGUCAACUCCAAAUCGUGUGGCUCUCACUCCAAACCCCCCCUCUCCCUCCGCCGCGGUGGCUCCCAUCGCAUCCACUUCCUCCUCCGCCGUCGUUCCUAGUUGUCGCCGUCCCCUUUCCUACCUUUCGCAGCGCUGCUAUGACCACCCCGCAGGCCUCCCUUCUCUUCCGGCCCCUUCCCUCUCUCCCCCUCUCUCGCCCUCCCGAGCGGCUCCACCCCCGAUCCUCCCUCCGCCGCUCCGCCGCCGUCUCGAUCCGCUCUCACCGCCGCCUCGCGCAUGCUCUCGCUCUCCGCGCAUUGUCUCCCGAGAGUGCUGAAUCGGCGCUUGAAUCCACCUCCCCCUCUACAGAUCGAAGCUUUGAUCUUUCUCAAGAGAUUGGUGGAGACAAUUCGAGGAGGGAGCCAGUUGAGGCUGUUCUAGACGGAGAGGUUGAAAAUGGCGCUGCUCCCGUGGAAGACCCGUCGAACGGUAAGAUGAGGAUCGAGAAUAAAUUGCCUCUUGUGGUUUUCUUGAUGAGAGUCCUGGCUUCGGCCAGGAAAGGCUUCGAUGCCUUGGUGAUGUCGGAAUGGCUGAGCUGGUGGCCCUUUUGGAGGCGGGAGCAGAGGUUGGAGCGCCUGAUUGCAGAUGCUGAUGCGAAUCCCAAGGAUCCCUCCAAGCAGAGUGCCCUCCUUGCGGAGCUCAAUAAGCAUAGUCCUGAGUCAGUCAUCAAAUGUUUUGAACAAAGAAGUCAUGCAGUAGAUAGCAGAGGAGUUGUGGAAUAUCUUCGAGCUCUUGUUGUAACUAAUGCUCUUUUAUAUUAUCUUCUGGAUGAGAGUUCAAGGAAACCAUCUAGUCUUCCUACACUGUUGCAAGAGUUGAAGCAACGUGCAUCAGGAAAUGAGGAUGAGCCAUUUUUGAAUCCUGGAGUAUCAGAGAAGCAACCGCUACAUGUGGUUAUGGUUGACCCUAAAGCAUCUCACAGAUCAUCGCGGUUUGCCCAAGAACUCCUCUCAACUAUCUUAUUUACCAUUGCUAUUGGCUUCAUGUGGGUACUGGGUGCGGCCGCAUUGCAAAAAUAUGUUGGGAGCUUAGGUGGUAUUGGGGCAUCUGGUGUUGGUUCAAGUGCCACAUAUGCCCCUAAAGACUUGAACAAAGAAAUCAUGCCAGAGAAGAAUGUGAAAACUUUUAAGGAUGUUAAAGGUUGUGAUGAUGCCAAGCAGGAGCUCGAGGAAGUAGUAGAGUAUCUUAAGAACCCAACAAAAUUCACUCGUCUUGGGGGGAAAUUACCAAAGGGAAUUCUCUUGACUGGAGCUCCUGGCACUGGAAAGACUCUACUUGCAAAGGCUAUCGCUGGAGAAGCUGAUGUGCCAUUCUUCUAUAAAGCAGGUUCUGAGUUUGAGGAAAUGUUUGUUGGAGUUGGAGCACGUCGUGUAAGGUCAUUAUUUCAGGCAGCUAAGAAAAAGGCACCUUGCAUCAUUUUCAUUGAUGAAAUAGAUGCUGUCGGUUCCACUAGAAAGCAGUGGGAGGGACAUACUAAAAAAACAUUACAUCAGCUGCUUGUGGAAAUGGAUGGUUUUGAGCAGAAUGAGGGAAUAAUACUGAUGGCUGCUACAAAUUUGCCAGAUAUACUUGAUCCAGCAUUGAUUAGACCUGGUAGAUUUGAUAGGCAUAUUGUUGUUCCAAGUCCUGAUGUACGGGGUCGGCAGGAGAUUCUGGAGCUUUAUUUGCAGGAUAAGCCAUUAGCUGAUGAUGUUAAUGUAAAUGCACUUGCACGUGGUACUCCUGGAUUUAAUGGUGCAGAUCUUGCGAACUUGGUAAAUAUUGCUGCUAUUAAGGCUGCAGUAGAAGGUGCUGAAAAAAUAAAUGCAGUACAAUUGGAAUUUGCUAAGGACAGGAUAAUCAUGGGUACAGAGAGGAAAACUAUGUUUAUUUCUGAAGAAUCAAAGAAGCUCACUGCUUACCAUGAGAGUGGUCAUGCAAUUGUUGCACUUAAUACUGGUGGCGCUCAUCCCAUACACAAAGCAACCAUUAUUCCUCGAGGUUCUGCACUUGGGAUGGUGACUCAGCUCCCUUCUCAAGAUGAAACAUCCAUUAGCAAGAAGCAACUAUUAGCGCGCCUUGAUGUUUGCAUGGGAGGAAGGGUAGCUGAAGAACUCAUCUUUGGUGAAGAGAGUAUUACAACUGGUGCUAGUAAUGAUCUGCACACUGCUACAGAACUUGCCCAUUACAUGGUGUCAACCUGUGGAAUGAGUGAUGCAAUUGGCCCAGUGCACGUCAAGGAACGGCCAGGUUCCGAGAUGCAAUCACGAAUAGACGCAGAAGUUGUCAAACUCUUGCGAGAGGCUUAUGAGCGUGUUAAACGGCUACUAAAAAAGCAUGAAAAUGCACUCCAUGCACUAGCAAAUGCACUUCUCGAAUAUGAAACCCUCAGUGCAGACGAGAUUAAACGAGUCCUCAAUCCAUAUCAGGAAGUUCAAAUCUCUGAACAACCACAGGACUUUGCUUUGACUUGAAGGAUAUCAAGAGUAUCAUAUUAUUUUCUCUUUUUUAUCUUUUGUCUUAUUGUAGAGUAUGUACAGUAAUGCAAACCUAGGUCCAUUCUUAGACGUGUCAUCUACCAUAUUUAUUAUGAUCUGCUCACAGGAUAUCGCCCACCUGGUCCUGUUACAUGACGCAUUAAAUGAGUAAAUAGAGGAAAAGAUGGCAUCAUUUUUUUAGGGAUAGAAUCUGCAGGAGUUGUAUUUCUUUCUAUGUUCGCGUUGGUAUUUUUUUUUUCAUUUCUAAAAAUCUGUAUAAACCAUGAGAACCUAAAUAAAUAACUCAGGGCUCAAGUUCUUAUGCA